Messenger RNA from Durusdinium trenchii, 3636 nucleotides. NCBI's taxonomy places the organism in Eukaryota, Dinophyceae, Suessiales, Symbiodiniaceae. The record is from the annotation of a GenBank genome assembly.
GCUGUGGAGAUUGGAGGGUAUUUGCACGAAUGCGGCUGCAUGAAAGCAGUUGACAAGAAGCUUGAUUCAGAUCCAGUUGGCAACCAUCGUUUCCUUCAACAAAGGGAAAACCUCGUGAAACAAAAGAUGGAGAACCCAGCCUUGAAGAUGACCAAGAGUCUGCGAGAAUCUAUCAAUGUUGAAGAGGAGGUGGUGACUGGUUUGAAGGGACCAAAGAAACGUUUUCUGGAACUAAGUGCAUAUGAACGAAAAUUUGGUCCAGCUCCUGAAGAUCAAAUCAAGCAGCAAGUCUACAAUGGUCAAACUUUGCUUGGUGUAGAUGUGAUAGACGAAGAUGAUGUGGGUGUCUAUGAGUACAUUGACCAAAACAUCACCAAAGUGGCUCGUGUUGAUGAAGGCGACCAAACAGAAUCCAAAAGAAGCAAAGAUGAUCAAGCAGUGAUUGAUGGCUAUAUAGCGCAAUUGAUUCCGUUGCUGAAACUGGAUGCAGAAAAGUCAGAUGACAGUGGUUUUGCACCUUGGCAGAAGGACAAAACCAAGAACUUGAAUGAGCUGAAAUCAUCCAUUCUUACCAAGAAGAAGAGUUUGAAGAGAAGAACCGCAGCAGAUGCCAGUGCUUUGACUGAUGAGUUAGACAAAAUCGUUGCUGAUGUCAACGCACAUAUAGGCCUUCUGAAGCAGCUUUCACUCGGGACAUUAGAGGGUAGCAACACCUACGACAACAUCAAGUGCCUUGUCAAAGAGAAGGGUGAUGACAUCAUUCAGGCUUUACAUGACGCCUUGUCCAACAACGAUGAUCUACUGGAUGGCAGUUGUGAAGACAACAUGAAUGUUUCACUUGCAAUAUUGAAUGUCAUGGACUUGCGUACGCCACCAUCGCAAGUGAACAAUGCAGUGCAGCUCUUGAACAGCUCGAGCCAUUGGUUGGCUAGUGCUUUCAAGCUGGACAAAGGAAAGCGUAUGACACAAUUGGCCUUGGAAAAUGCUGCCAACAGGGAGAAUCAAAAUGGUAUCCUUGAAAAGAUCGGGGAACACACCUCUGCAUUGGAGGAACAGGCUAUCACUGAUGAGAAUGAUCUAUCUGGCGAUCCUUUGGGAGCUGCCUAUGGCAAGUUGCUUUCAGAUGCAUUGGAAGCUACACAAGACAAGGCAGCAAAGCUCUUGAAGGGAGUCGACAAAGACGCUGUGAAAACUCUUGCGGUGUUGGUUGACGACUCUGUGCAUGUGGCACUGAUUGGCUGUAUCACUGCAGACUUGUUGCCGUACCUGAUCAAACUCAAAGAGUCCAUUCCAGAAGCAACGCCAGUUGAUCCACAAGUGCUGCUGCAGGAUGCCUGUAUCUUUUCUUUGCCAUCAAAAGACCAUGCCUACCACAAGCUCGUUUCGACAUUGCGAGACACAUUCACCAAGUUGACAUCGCUUGCCGGCGUCAUCAACAAUGCAUUGAGCAAGAAGGUGGAUGUUCGUGAUGCUCAAUCUUGCAUGGAAGAGUUCGAAUCAUGGUGGACUUCACUCAGAACAUUUUGCAAGGAAUCAUUUGAGAACAGCGAUGGCAUGCUGUCUGACCUUCAGGAACUGAAUGAUCCAUUGCUUGAUGCAGUCAAGCAACUCCUCUGCGGACAAGUUGAUUCAGAGGCUUCAACAUGCAUCAAGCACUGUAUGAACAUAGUGUCCGAUCAUUUGCUUUCAUCUGAGACCAAGAAGCCUUUGGAUCAGUCAUCUCUGGAUAGCUUCAAGAAGAAUCUGGAGGACUCCAUGCGUUUAUCAAGUGUCAUGGGAGACCGUGGUGUUGCAGUCCGAGUUGGUUUGCAUGUUCUUGACAUCAUGGUAUCCAGCUACCAAUGCCUGAGCAACCCAGAUGUCAUGAGGUUCCACAACAAAGCACCUAUUGACGAAGUUGAUUCAGAGGAGUUUGCCUGCAUUGGCAAGCUCAACAAAUAUCUUCAUUCCGAUGCAGUCAAGGCUGAUGCAGACUAUCACUGGAAGACUUUGGAUGCCAUGAUCAGUGCAAUGCGAUCUGAUUCAGCAGAUGAAAGUGAUGUUCAAGAAGGCAAAAACUUUGUGACUGGCUCAGUCAAUCUCUUUUCAUGGCUGGAAAAGACAUCAGACCAAUUCGGAAAAUCAGUGAAAGCCGCCAUUGAGCAGACCAUGAGCAAAGUAGUGAUGCCUUGCGUGUCGAUACCAAAUGAACUCUUCAAGUAUGACAAGAUUGAUGAGCUAGUGAAACAUGUGGCGCUAGUCAAGGAGACAUUUCCUGACACUUUGAACACGCAGGUGAUGAACGAUACUAUGACAAUGGAGACGUGUUUGAAGGAGUUAAAGCAGUUUGCCAGCGCUCUCCAUCUUUCCACUACCGAUCUCAGCAACGGCCAGUUCGAGACUUUGGAAGCCAAUUGGAGAGCAUGCGUUGGUAGUGUGCAGCCUGAACUACAGCCUGAGUCAGUUGAACCAGCCACUGCCAGUGGAUAUGAAGCCAGUGGAGCUGCAGCCAACUCAGCCACAGAGCCAGAUCAGCCAGAUGUUGAUGCUCGCAGUGAAUCAACUGGCUCUCCUAUUGAUCCAGAAGAGGAGGCACAGAUCCUUCGAACAUUGGAUUGGGCUAUUUCACAACCAGUGGAAGCCACACCGCCUGACAACUCCAUUGAGCCUGAUGAGGCAUCGAUGCCAACUCCAGCACAGCCUGAGGCAACCAUGCCAACUCCAGCGGAGCCUGAUGUUGUCACAAAGGCCAAUGAUACCAUGGUUGAUGAGGAAACCAUACCAGCGGAGAUAGAGCCCAAUCAAACCAUGGCAGACGAGGAAACCAUGCCAACUCCAGCGGAGCCUGAUGCAACCACAGAGCCGAAUCAAACCAUGGCAGACGAGGAAACAAUGCCAACUCCAGCGGAGCCUGAUGCAACCGCACAGCCCAAUGAAACCAUGGCUGAUGAGGAAGCCAUGCCAACUCCAGCGGAGCCUGAGGCAACCACUGGAGAUGCAUCAACCCAGCCAGUCAAGAUAGAGCCCACUGACACCAUGGCUGAUGAGGACGCCAUUCCAGCUCCAGCAGAGCCUGAGGCAACUACUGCAGAUGUGUCAGCCCAGCAGCUGAAAUCGAAUUUGACGAUGGUGUUGGACUACUUGUCUGAGAUUGGCUUUGCUUGUCAUGCUACGAAGUUGAGGGCAAAUGAUUAUGGUUUGCCACAGCGCCGUUGCAGGUACUACAUCUUUGGUCUGCGGAUUGUGAGCAAUCUGUCUGAGCAUGCACGGCUCUUGGUGGAGAAGAUUCCAUUGCGACUGCAAGCUAUGUCAUCUACUGUUUGUGAGCCAGUAGAGACUUUCCUCCUGGAUGAUGAUAACGCUUUUGUCAUGUAUGAGUUGAAGCGACGUGUGGACGCAGAUGAAAAGAAGAGUCAAUCAUCCACUGCUUCUGAGAAGUGGGUUGACAGUCACAGUAGUAUGGCAGAGUCUAUGGGGGUUCAGUGGCCUUUGUCAGCUUCAGUGAAAUUGCAGUCGAGCAGCUGGUUUAAGACCUUACCACGUCGAGAACAGGAGGUGGUGCCAACAAUUCUACCUGGUCAAAAGCUAUGGAGUGUGCAGCGGAUGCGACCACUACUGGGUAGUUUGCUUGCAAUGCGCAAUGAACUUGUUGUUUAG